AUGAGCGGCAGACAAUGCAUCACCAGAUCAAUCCUCUUCUCCCCCACCCGGCAUGCUGAGCCAGUCCGCCCAUGCCUUUCUCAACUUCGAGCACAGGUAUGGCAGCUUCGUCUGCCAGCCAUCCCCCAACCUCAGAUUCGCUGCUAUGCGGGGCCUCCAUCGAGACCUGGACCCUUGGUCUUCGGAGUAGGGGCGCCUGGAAGGGGCCCGCCUCCCCGACGGCGGGAACAGGGACCUCGUCGAGGCAGGCCCCGAGACAAUCAAGACGACGAAAACCCCGACGAGGAACUGGGGUACGACCGACGCUACACAACCGCACAGUCGUUUGAGAAGUCGGGUCGGGACCGGCUCCCCCGCGACCACGAGAUCAAGGACCCGCGGAUCAUGGUUCUGGAGAACGGGCAGAUCGAGGGGCCCCUGGCGCCCCAGUUCGUCAUGUCGAAGCUGAACACGGCGGAGGAGUCGCUGCGGAUGAUACAGCCGUACUUCCCGGCAGACAAGGCCGCCGGCAAGCUGGCCCAGUACCCGGUGUGCCAGAUUGUGAAUAGGAAGGAGGAGCACCUGCGGGAAAAGGAGCUCAAGGUGCAGGAGAAGAAGAAGGCCGAGGAGAAGAUCAAGCGCAAGGAUGUGGAGCUGAGCUGGGGUAUCAGCGACCACGAUCUCAAGACCAAGAUGAAGCAGAUUGGCGGCUUUCUGCAAAAAGGGAUGAGAGUCGAAAUUAUACUAGGGAAGAAGAAAAGGGGCAAGAAGAUUGCUCGCGAAGAUUCGCUGUCAGUAUUGACGCAAGUCCGUGAGAAUCUUGAGGUGUUAGGGGCUCGACAUGUCAAGGCCGAGUCUGGGGAAGUUGGCGAGUUGGUGAGGAUGACAGUGGAGAAGAAGUGA
Molecule: messenger RNA, 882 nt
Organism: Clonostachys rhizophaga
Lineage: Eukaryota; Fungi; Ascomycota; Sordariomycetes; Hypocreales; Bionectriaceae
Source: the annotation of a GenBank genome assembly